CUCCCUUGGUUUAUCACGUGACGUUUUGUAAUAACGAGAUAAGGAAACAGUUGAUGUUCAGAAAAAAAUCCGUGUUGCCACAUUGUUGAAGAAAAUAUGAGUGUUUCGAAGGGGCUUCUUUCAGCUUUGCUGUCUGUCAGUCUUUUUGAAACGGCCUGGUGUUAUGCACAGUGUGGAGCUACUUUCUGUACAGCUUACAGCGCAUACUGCUGUGCCUUUGAUAGGGCAUCCUGCUGCUACCAUUCAGUCUACAGUUUUUGGUGGUUCUGGUUUAUCUGGGUGAUCAUCUUCCUUCUGUUCGCCUGCUGCUCGAUCUGCUGUUACCGUCGACGCCGAUAUCAAACCUCCUACGUUAUGGUCCCUGACCACCACCCUCCAGCGUAUGGGACUGUGUCUGUAUCUGUGGCCCCUCCUCCCUACCCAGCUGUUCAGCACCAAGCAGCCACUGCCCCGCCCCCAUACCAGCCGGAGCAAAAACCGCCUGCAUAUGUCCCGUAGGAUUUCUCAGCUUCGAUUCAUCAUGAAACAUCAUGACUGAAACUGGGGACGUCUCAGUCUACUGGUGCAUCACCACUUUACACCGGACGUUCUAACUCACAAUACGCCUACCCAAUGAUGUAUUCAUGUUUUGAAUCUAUUUUUAUAGCGUUACACGUACUGUGUGCUGCAAUAACCUUCCGUGAUAACGUCUCUGGGUAGUGUCUGUAUGAUAUGUACCAGGUAUCGAUAUGCGAGGUAGGCGUAUUGUCACAUUAUACCCUGUAACUUGUUUUUACUGUGAAUCUGUCAGACUCACAGAAACACUUUGAUUGACAAGAUGUCCAUAACCAAUGGUUCAGCUUUGUGAGACCUAUCUUCGGUGGGUGAAGGUAUGAAGACCUUUCUAUUCCACUGAAUCCAACAUGAGUUCUACCUCAGCAAAUUGUUUACGACGUUUACGUUUGAAUGAGAAUGAACCUCUUUACAUCACUUGCAUAGGUUAAAGCCAAUAGAUCUUAUAAAAGCUUAUAUGAGGGUUUGGGAAUGCAUUGCAAGCAUUUUCAAGUAUUUGAAUCACACAGAUUU
This is a messenger RNA of Haliotis rubra (blacklip abalone), 1065 nucleotides long. RefSeq names its product WW domain binding protein 1-like. The transcript has 5 exons. Bases 97 to 498 code for a protein of 133 amino acids. NCBI's taxonomy places the organism in Eukaryota, Metazoa, Mollusca, Gastropoda, Lepetellida, Haliotidae. The record is from RefSeq and is a predicted model, not a curated record.